Molecule: messenger RNA, 789 nt
Organism: Ostreococcus lucimarinus CCE9901
Lineage: Eukaryota; Viridiplantae; Chlorophyta; Mamiellophyceae; Mamiellales; Bathycoccaceae
Exons: 1
Coding region: 1-789 (262 amino acids)
Source: RefSeq, a predicted model, not a curated record
AUGGUGGGGACGACGACGCGCGCGGACGCGAGCGGGACGACGGCGAGGACGGCGAAGGGCGAACGACGAGGGGUGGCGUUUUUUGAUUUGGAUCACACGAUCAUCGACGUGAACUCGUCGUGGUUGUGGGUGAAGAGCGAGAUCAAUUCGGGACGGGUGGGGAUGUCGUUGAUCGGGACGGCGUUGUAUUGGUUUUCGAGGUACGCGUUUGGGUACGGAGACGGCGCGGAGACGGCGGGGAGGGACGCGGCGUCGAUUUACAGGGGCGAAGACGAGCGGAUGUUUCGGGAACGCAUCACAGAGUUUUUUCGGAUGGAGCUCGCGCAUCGCACGCGCCCGGGGUUCAAAGCCGUGCUGGAGGCGCACAAGGCGAACGGCGAGCGAUGCGUCAUGUGCACGUCGACGUGGCAACAUCCCGCCGCCAUCGGGGCGGAGAUUUACGGUUUGGAGACGGGCGAGGCGAACGUGGUGUCGAGCAUCAUGGGCGUGGACGAGGAUGGUUUGAUGGACGGCACGAUUCAAGUCGUCGCGUACGGCGACGGCAAAUACGAGACGACGAAGAAGUGGUGCGAACUCAACGGCGUGGAUUUGAAGGAGUGUUACUUUUACACCGAUUCCAUGUCCGACGUGAAGCUUUUAGAAAACGUGGGGUACCCGGUGUGCGUCAACGCAGACGCGCGCUUGAAGAAGCACGCCGCCGAAAGGGGGUGGCCCACCGUCGACUGGGGGAUGUCGGAUUCAGGUAUGAAAAAGCCGAGAUACGGCGCGUGUCUCUCUUGUAGCGCGUAA